CAAAUUCGUGGUUUUAUUGAUAUUAUAUUAAGAUAUAAGCAUGGGCCCGAGCCGGGGGUAUUUGGGCAUUGUGAGGCGUUUUAUGGCAUGGUAGAGGCGCAGGGUAGAGGUACCCUGCAUUGUCACUUUUUGCUUUGGAUAGCAGGGAAUCCUAGACCGCAAGAAUUACGCAAUCGUAUGGCGAAUGAAGACGGUUUCGCUGGUAAGAUGUUCUCAUGGUUGGAGAGUAUCAUUAGCUGCGAAUUGCCAGAGGAUACCGGGCCAAUUCCAGAAACGUCGUCUGAUCAGGCGAAAAAACCUCAACGAAACGUGGAAGAUUUAGAUCCACGGUUGGAAAUGCCUCCGCAGGUAAUCGAGAUGGAUCGAAAAUCAUUUGAACAUGAAUUUACCGACUUUUUGACCCGCUUAGCCAUAGAAUGCAACUGGCACGUUCAUAACCAAACAUGUUUCAAACAUGUGAAGAAUGGUGAAAAAAAGGAUGACUCAACGUGUAGGAUGCGUCUUGAUGGCUCUGUACAGGAUGUGACGACGCUCGAUCCUCAAACAGGCUCAAUCGAAUUGAGACGUUGGCGUGGACGGGUGAAUAACUUUACUGAUCUCGUUUUGUUUCUUAUGCAAUGUAAUACUGAUUCGCAGUUCAUCGGCUCUGGCGAAGCUGCUAAGGCUACAGUGUUUUAUACGACCGAGUAUAUUACGAAAAGUGACUUACCAUUGUACGUCGGUUUACAAGCUUUGGAUUACGCAACUAAAAUGCAUGAGAUGAAUGCAAAUGGUUUUGCUGAUGGGGGUCAGAAGGAUCGCAAUUUGAUUAUGAAAUCUGUGAACGCGAUGAUGGGUAAACAAGAAAUGUCUCAUCAACAAGUAAUGAGCUACCUGGUUGGUGGGGGUGACUAUUAUACUAGUCAUGUCUUUCACACAUUUAAAUGGUACGAAUUU
This is a messenger RNA of Suillus clintonianus, 936 nucleotides long. RefSeq lists its product as uncharacterized. The record is from RefSeq and is a predicted model, not a curated record. NCBI's taxonomy places the organism in Eukaryota, Fungi, Basidiomycota, Agaricomycetes, Boletales, Suillaceae. The transcript has a single exon. The annotation marks the transcript as partial.